Molecule: messenger RNA, 2155 nt
Organism: Condylostylus longicornis
Lineage: Eukaryota; Metazoa; Arthropoda; Insecta; Diptera; Dolichopodidae
Gene: Mfe2
Product: peroxisomal multifunctional enzyme type 2
Exons: 2
Coding region: 129-1928 (599 amino acids)
Molecular function (GO): oxidoreductase activity
Source: RefSeq, a predicted model, not a curated record
UUCCAAGCAGAACUAAAGAUAACUUAUCUUGUUUUUAUUGUUUUUAUUUGCUGAUCAAUCUUACAUCAAGAUUAACUUUCGCUUUCGGAAAAUUUGCAAGUCAGACAGUAUAAGAGAGAACUAAAAGUAUGGCUGAAAUACGGUUUGAUGGAAAAGUGGCGGUUGUUACUGGUGCAGGUGCCGGUCUCGGUCGUGAAUAUGCUUUACUCUUAGGAUCAAGGGGUGCAAAGGUUGUUGUUAAUGAUUUGGGUGGACAUUUUGAUGGAGAAGGGCAGUCUACAAAAGCAGCUGAUGUAGUAGUAGAAGAAAUAAAAGCUCUCGGAGGUAUAGCAGUUCCAAAUUACAAUAGUGUUACAGAUGGAGAUAAAAUAAUUGAAACAGCUAUAAAUAAUUUUGGAAGAGUUGACAUAGUUAUUAAUAACGCUGGGAUUUUGCGAGACAAAUCUUUUGCUAAUAUUUCUGAGAAGGACUGGGAUUUAAUUCAAGAUGUUCAUGUUAAAGGAAGUUUUAAAACUACACAAGCUGCUUGGCCCUAUUUCAAGAAGCAAAAGUAUGGCAGAAUAAUUUUGACAGCAAGUAAUUCAGGCAUAUAUGGUAAUUUUGGCCAAGCAAAUUAUAGUUCAGCUAAAUUGGGUUUAGUUGGGUUAGCAAACACUUUGGCCAUUGAAGGAGGCAAGUAUAAAAUUCAUUGCAACGUAAUCGUUCCAACUGCUGCGUCUCGAUUAACCGAAGGAAUUUUGCCUGAUAUUAUGUUUCAACAGCUGAAACCAAAGCUUAUAGCUCCAGUUGUUGCUUAUUUAUGUCAUGAAUCUUGUCAAGAUAAUGGUUCUAUUAUAGAAAGUGCAGCAGGUUGGGCUACUAAAAUACAUUUUGUACGAGGGAAAGGUGCAGUAUUGAGAAAAUCUUUGGACGAAAAUGACAUUAAACCAGAAGUUGUAAGAGAUAAAUGGCAAAGGAUAACCGAUAUGUCGAAAGCCAAAAGAUUUAAUGCUAUACAAGAAGCGAGCGGAAAUUUACUUGAAAUAAUUGAGGGCUUGCAAGAUGGAACACAAGGCGAUUCGGAAUUCGAAGAUACAUUCAAAUUUGGAUCUAAAGAUUUGAUUUUAUACUCUUUAGGAAUAGGAGCAAGUGUUACUCACAAGCCCGAUAUGAGAUACCUUUACGAAAAUCAUGAAGAUUUUGGACCAUUUCCAACUUACUUUGUUCUUCCAGGUUUAUUACUGAGUAUGGGGAGUACUUUAGUUGCAUCUGCUUUGAAACAUACACAGGUUGACUUUACUAAUAUAUUGCAUGGGGAACAAUAUUUAGAAAUAUUAAGCGAUUUGCCUAAAAAUGGAGAACUAACUACUAAAGGAGAAGUUUUUGAUAUAAUGGAUAAAAAAUCUGGAGCCGCCGUUGUUACCAAUUGCAAUAGUUAUGAUCAAUCAGGAAAUUUAAUUGUUAAAAAUCAAAGUACAACAUUCGUCGUUGGUGCUGGAAAUUUCGGUGGUAAAAAAGAUCCUAAAUCGGGAGUAGUUCCCAUAUUAAAAAAUCCAAACAGGAAACCAGAUAAAUCUGUUAUAUACAAAACCUCUUUGGAUCAAGCUGCUUUAUAUCGUUUAUCAGGAGAUUUAAAUCCUUUACAUAUUGAUCCAAAUAUGGCAGUAAUGGCAGGAUUUAAAGUACCAAUUUUGCAUGGACUUUGCAGUUUAGGAUUUUCUGUGAGAGCUGUUUUAAAUACAUACGCUGGUAAUGAUGCAAGUCAAUUUAAAGCAGUAAAAGUUCGUUUUUCAAAUCCAGUAUUACCAGGACAAUCAUUAAGAGUGGAUAUGUGGUGCAAUAAAAACGAAAAGAGAAUAUAUUUUAGAACUGUUGUGAUUGAGAACAAUAAGGAAGUUAUUUCUGGUGCAUAUGUUGAUUUAAAAAAUAUUGUUGCGGCAAAACUAUAAAAUGUCUCGUUUUUUCUAUUGGUUACAAUACAUAAACAUAAUGCCUAUAUCUUAUUUUACUAAAUCUUUUAUGUUUUAAGAAAUACAAAUCAAUAUUUUUCAUUACAUGUCGAUAUAAUUAAAUUUAUACUUACAAACAUACAUACAUAUAUAUAUUUUUUAUAAAGUGGGGGGUUCAUUUAAUGGUCAUGUUUAUUGUUAAAUUGAAUAUAAUUAAAUAAUUAAAU